AUGAAGCCACUAAACGUGAUUUAUGUUUUAGGAUCGGUGGAACUUGAGACGAUUAUUGAGUCAAAGAAAAAUCUAUGCUGGAAGAGCUCUCUGGAGGUAAUCUAGUCCAGCCUCCUGCUCAAAGCAGAGAACACCAGAGUUAGAUCAGGAAACACUCCUUUACAUCUUGCUGUGAUGUUGGGACAUAAAGAAUGUGCCCACUUGCUUUUAGCCCAUAAUGCUCCAGUAAAGGUGAAAAAUGCUCAGGGAUGGAGCCCUCUUGCAGAAGCCAUCAGCUAUGGAGACAGACAAAUGAUUACAGCACUCCUGAGGAAGCUUAAACAGCAAUCCAGGGAAAGUGUUGAAGAAAAGCGACCUCGAUUAUUAAAAGCCCUGAAAGAGCUAGGUGACUUCUAUCUAGAGCUUCACUGGGAUUUUCAAAGUUGGGUGCCUUUACUUUCCCGAAUUCUGCCUUCUGAUGCAUGUAAAAUACACAAACAAGGUAUAAAUAUCAGGCUGGACACAACUCUCAUAGACUUUACUGACAUGAAGUGCCAACGAGGGGAUUUAAGCUUCAUUUUUAAUGGUGAUGCAGCACCCUCUGAAUCUUUUGUAGUUUUAGACAACGAACAAAAAGUUUACCAGCGAAUACAUCAUGAGGAAUCUGAGAUGGAAACAGAAGAAGAAGUUGACAUUUUGAUGAGCAGUGAUAUUUACUCAGCAACAUUAUCAACCAAAUCAAUUACCUUCACACGUGCCCAAACGGGAUGGCUUUUUCGAGAAGACAAAACAGAAAGAGUAGGAAACUUUUUGGCAGAUUUCUACCUGGUUAAUGGACUUGUAUUAGAAUCAAGGAAAAGAAGAGAACAUCUCAGUGAGGAGGAUAUUCUUCGAAAUAAAGCUAUCAUGGAAAGCCUGAGUAAAGGUGGCAACUUAAUGGAACAGAAUUUUGAGCCUGUCAGACGGCAGUCGCUUACUCCACCAUCACCCAAUACAAUUACAUGGGAAGAGUACAUAUCUGCUGAAAAUGGAAAAGCUCCUCAUCUGGGUAGAGAGCUGGUCUGCAAAGAAAGCAAGAAAACCUUUAAAGCCACGAUAGCUAUGAGCCAGGAAUUUCCCUUAGGAAUUGAAUCAUUGCUGAAUGUUUUAGAAGUAAUUGCACCCUUCAAGCACUUUAACAAACUUAGAGAAUUUGUUCAAAUGAAGCUUCCACCAGGCUUUCCUGUAAAAUUAGAUAUUCCUGUAUUUCCCACCAUCACAGCCACUGUGACUUUUCAGGAGUUCCGUUACGAUGAAUUUGAUGAAUCCAUCUUCACUAUUCCUGAUGACUACAAGGAGGACCCCAGCCGUUUUCCUGAUCUCUAACUAAACUGGAAGGUUAAUCAUGAAUAACAAUACCAGCGUAGCACAGUGAAAGCAAAUGGAUGCAAAUAGCCCACAGAUAUAGAUAGAACAGUGGGUCAUAAAGGAAGGGAUAAACUUAAUAAUCCAGAGGAAAAGGGAACAUGCAUCGAAUGACUGAUGUACUGAUACUCGCUAUAAUGGGCAUCUAAUCUCGUUCCUGACUUACAGCAAGUCUCCUGAUGUGUCGUUCACACUUUUAUACAUCCAGUACUGCGAGUGUGGUAGUCUGACACCGCGAUGACCCUGAGAGUACUAACAGCUGUGAGGACUAUCAUUCGUUUUUAAAUUUUUUACAUUUCUUGGUGAUAAAAAAAGCACUCUUGGACCAUUAGCAUAAAAGUUGAAAUGUCUUAGCUGGAUAUUAGCCCUAUAAAACAUCCCACUGUACUUAAGAUGACCGUAUUAUAUUCUUUCAAGCUUUGUUUUCAUGAGUUGUAAACUAUGUAUCAUUAUGUAUAGUUCAGUAAUUUGAAUGUUAGUUGAACGUAUAUUAGAAUGCGUUUUCUGUAGAUGAAUGAACCAAAUGGUAACCGUUAAACAAUUGC
Phaethon lepturus (White-tailed tropicbird) is the source of this 1928-nucleotide messenger RNA. RefSeq names its product ankyrin repeat domain 13C (gene ANKRD13C). The record is from RefSeq and is a predicted model, not a curated record. Gene Ontology annotation, molecular function: protein binding. Lineage: Eukaryota; Metazoa; Chordata; Aves; Phaethontiformes; Phaethontidae. Gene Ontology annotation, cellular component: cytoplasm.